This is a messenger RNA of Crotalus tigris (Tiger rattlesnake), 3402 nucleotides long. It is a transcript of the gene OTX1, whose product is annotated as orthodenticle homeobox 1. Bases 1187 to 2272 code for a protein of 361 amino acids. Gene Ontology annotation, biological process: multicellular organism development; regulation of transcription by RNA polymerase II. The transcript is spliced from 4 exons. NCBI's taxonomy places the organism in Eukaryota, Metazoa, Chordata, Lepidosauria, Squamata, Viperidae. Gene Ontology annotation, cellular component: nucleus. The record is from RefSeq and is a predicted model, not a curated record. Gene Ontology annotation, molecular function: RNA polymerase II cis-regulatory region sequence-specific DNA binding; DNA-binding transcription factor activity, RNA polymerase II-specific.
CCUCCCGACGGAAGAGCCCGGAGCUCUGGGGUCCUCCGCCCGUCCGUGCCCACUCCACCCCUCGCAAGCCACCGGCGGGGGUCCGCCGCCACUUUUUUGGCCUCUCGGUUCCCGGAGGCACCUGGAAGGCAGCCAACCGCGGACCCCCGAAGGGAGAGGUCGGGGUGGCUCUUCUCCUGCUCGGAAGGCGAACGGCUCUGCUUGGCUUGGGUCUCUCUUGCCCCCGGGAGACCCUUGGCCGGCUCUUCCGGGCUGGCGCCUUCCACCGAUGCUUGCCGUGGCCGGCGAAUCUCGAGCUCUCUGGAGACACCUUGUUCUUUCCCACUGCUUGGCGCGUCUCCAGCGUUUCUCCAUUGGGCAACGGCCGGGUGUCACCCAACCCAACAAUAAUCGACGGCCAAGGAAGAAGGGAGGGCGGAAGAGUCCGGUCCCGAUCACCACCGGUGCACUGACGGGAGUGGGUUCUUGGAGCCAGGGAUGGGGCUGAACUCCAAGGAAAGAGGCUUGGAGUGGGCGAGUUCUUGUCCGCUUCUUCCUCACUGGAGGUUGUCGGGCCCCUUCCCUCUCUCCUCAAGCGAGGAGUCUCAGGCUGCAACCUUAUGCGCAAUCCGCUGGGGACAAGCCCCCCUGAACUUGACUUUAGGAGAAACUAACUCAGCCUUUAACCUGCGUGGCCCAGUCCGCUCUCUUGCCGAGGCCUAGCAUGUUCGUUGACUUUUUGUUCGGGUGCCAGCAGGAUUUAAUCAGCGGCCAACCACAGUUUAUCUUUUGCAUCUAAGGAAAAGGUUGCUUGAGAGGAAUAGAUGUGGAAGGAAUUUUUAAGGAAUAGAUGAAGGCAUCUAGGUGUUCAGAGAGAGAAAGAAGCUUCUUUGAAAGUACAUUUGCAGAUAAGUAUGGAGAAAAGCUCCAAAACAAAACAGAAAAUCAACUUUUCCCCUUGCUUCCAGCCCAUGGCCCAAUCUGAAUAAUGUAUCCUGACAAAGAAAUCUCCCCUGGUCUUAAAAAGCAAUGACUGUGGAAUUGCUGUGAAAAACUCUUCUCUCUGUGGGAUUCCUUCAGUUGCCUGGCUGGAUGAAUAUUAAAGAAUAAUAAAAAAAACAUAUACACACGCUGCUUGAAAAACUGUUAAAUAAGCAAGCAGAUAAUAGUGUGUGGAUAAAUCGGAAAAAUAUUUCCAACUUUUAGUAUGAUGUCUUACCUCAAACAGCCCCCCUAUGGCAUGAAUGGGCUGGGGCUAGCAGGACCGGCAAUGGAUCUUCUACACCCUUCAGUGGGGUAUCCAGCCACCCCUCGGAAGCAGCGGCGAGAACGCACCACCUUCACCCGGUCGCAGCUGGACGUGUUGGAAGCGCUUUUUGCAAAGACCCGCUACCCCGACAUAUUCAUGCGAGAAGAGGUUGCCCUGAAAAUCAACCUGCCGGAAUCCAGAGUUCAGGUCUGGUUCAAGAACCGGCGCGCCAAGUGCCGACAGCAGCAGCAGAGCGGCAGCGGCGCCAAGAGCCGGCCGGCCAAGAAGAAGUCCUCCCCGGCGCGAGAGAGCUCCGGCUCGGAAAGCAGCGGGCAGUUCACGCCGCCCGCCGUCUCCAGCUCGGCCUCCUCUUCUUCGUCCAGCUCCAAUUCUUCGGGCCCGGCGUCGGGCGGAGCGGCCUUGAGCAACGCGGCGGGCGCGGGGGCCGCAGCCUCGGGGUCGGCCUCGUCGGCCGCCUCGCUGAGUAGCGCGCCGUCGGCCGUGGCGGCCUCGUCCAUCUGGAGCCCCGCCUCCAUCUCGCCCAGCGCCGGGCCGGAGCCCCUGGCGCCCAGCGGGGCCUCCUGCAUGCAGCGCUCCGUCUCCGGCGCGGCCUCCGCCUCUUACCCGAUGUCGUACGGGCACGGCGGCGGCUACGGCCAAGGGUACCCGGCGCCGCCGCCGCCGCCCCCGCCGCACUCCUCGUCCUACUUCAGCGGGGUGGACUGCGGCUCCUACCUGCCCAUGCACGCGCCCCCGCACGCUCACCAGCUCAGCCCGAUGGCGCCCUCGAGCCUGGCGGGCGCGCAUCCCCACGCCCACCACCCGCUCAGCCAGGGCUCCAGCCACCACCACCACCACCACCACCAUCACCACCACCAGCCUGGCUACGGCGGGCCCGGGCUGGCCUUCAACUCCUCCGACUGUCUGGACUACAAGGAGCCGGCCCCGACCGCCGCCGCCGCCGCCUCCUGGAAGCUUAACUUCAACUCCCCGGACUGCCUCGACUACAAAGACCAGGCCUCCUGGCGCUUCCAAGUCCUGUGAGGUUUGCCACGGCCCCCGCCCCACCCCCCACGUGCUUCUCGGUUCCUCGGGACGGCCUCUUCUUCGCCUUGCAAACGCGCCCCGUCGCUCGCCUCAGCCUUUGCUCUCCCGCGCGUCUGACCCGUGGGCGAAAGCAGCCUUCGAAAGGAAAGACGCUGCGAGCAGCCGUUUGAAUAGCCCGCCGCUUCCAGCUCCUUCCCCGCCGCCGAAUCUGGGCCGAAGGCUGCUGGGUCAGACCUGCUGCCCUUCCUGGACGGCGCCGCCUCUACCCCGCUGAGUUGACUCCUGAGGUGUUAUUUAUUCGCUCCCUGGGAUUAUGUUCAGGAUCGUCAUUUUUUUUUUGUUUGUUUGUUUUUUGUUUCGAAGCAGAAGACGACUUUAAAUUGAGAUUCAUCCUUCUUCUCCCAACCGGCCCUUUUGGCCAGCUCGGUAGCUUUGUGACGCUGGCUCGCUCGCUCAUGUGCGUGGAAAAGACAGGAGAGUGGACGCGCCUUUUCCUUCCUGGCCGACGGCAGACUUCGUGUAUAGAUCUUCACACCGCCCUCCCCCGUCCCGUUCGAGGACCCCCGCACCCACCCACCCCCGCCAAGUUCUCUCUGUAGGUUUAUACUGCAAAAAAAAAAAAAAAAAGCGCUAGGAGUGUACAUAUAGGGUUUAGCGAGAUCCAUUCCAGCGACCCUUUUUAAUGAAGGAGCUGAAGGCGAGCGCUGGAGGCUCUUCAGGUCGGAAGGGGACCUUCUCCCAUAGCCUCCCCUCUCCUCUUACCCUCGUUGGGAGGGGGGAGGGGGAAAGCGAUUCCCCGACGGAGUUGGAACUGGGCAGCAGGGGCGACGCGCUCGCGAGAGGGGCAGGGGAGGGUGGGGAGCGGAAGGCGUGGAAGCGCGGCGGUGGCACAGCCGGUACGGGUUCGCCAGUGCAGCAUCGGCUGGACCCGUCUCCACACCUGGUCAGGGGUCUCCGGACGGGUUUUUGGCCCGCUUGGCUCUGGGGGGAGGGGAGGGGAAGUCAGAGAGAGGGCAAAAUGUAAAGUUGAUAAUUUACUCCGUUAAUCCAACAGUCACCUGUUGACAUGUAAGGCAAAUCCUACCCUUUAUCUACAUAUCCCGACAAUAAAAUUCAAACUGACGAAA